This is a messenger RNA of Pantherophis guttatus, 2677 nucleotides long. It is a transcript of the gene NECAP1, whose product is annotated as NECAP endocytosis associated 1. Gene Ontology annotation, cellular component: membrane; clathrin vesicle coat. NCBI's taxonomy places the organism in Eukaryota, Metazoa, Chordata, Lepidosauria, Squamata, Colubridae. The record is from RefSeq and is a predicted model, not a curated record. Gene Ontology annotation, biological process: endocytosis.
CGGAAGGCGGCUGCGGGUCUUCCCUUCCGGCUCGCGGUCAGCUGGCGGGGGCGAUGGCGGCGGCCGAGGCGGAGUACGAGUCGGUGCUCUGCGUGAAGCCCGAGGUCAGCGUCUACCGCAUCCCGCCGCGGGCCUCCAACCGCGGCUACCGGGCCUCCGACUGGAAGCUGGAUCAGCCCGACUGGACGGGGCGCCUGCGCGUCACCUCCAAGGGGAAGGUCGCCUACGUGAAGCUGGAGGACAAAGUCUCAGGGGAGCUUUUCGCACAGGCUCCGAUCGAUCAGUACCCUGGCAUUGCAGUGGAGACGGUAAAUGACUCGAGCCGGUAUUUUGUCAUCCGGAUUCAGGAUGGAAAUGGGCGCAGCGCCUUCAUUGGCAUCGGCUUUGGCGACAGAGGAGACGCCUUUGACUUCAACGUGGCCCUGCAGGACCAUUUCAAGUGGGUGAAGCAAGAGACGGAAAUCUCCAAGGAGUCCCAGGAGCUGGACAGCCGGCCCAAGCUUGACCUGGGCUUCAAGGAAGGGCAGACCAUUAAGCUGAACAUUGGGAAUAUCCCCGCCAAGAAAAGUGGGUCAGCAAAGCCCCGCCCUGCUGGCUCAGGUGGACUCAGCCUCCUCCCCCCACCUCCGGGGGGCAAAAUGGCCCCUCCUCCCCCGGUUCCCCCUCUUUCUUCGACAGCCAUUUCCAACCACGUAACUCCACCCCCCGUGCCGAAGUCCAGCAGUGCUGGCAACACAGAUAUCCUCCUAGACUUUGAUUUGCCACCCGCCGCCUCCAAGGGCCCCGUGCCUGCCGUCCUCCCAGGCAGUCCAGAUCUCUGGGGAGACUUCAACACGGCACCCAGUGCAGUUCCCAGCCAGCCUGCUCAGCCGUCUAACUGGGUUCAGUUCUGAAGAAGCAGAGUGGAGGAAACGGAAGUGGACCAGUGACCGAGACAGAUGGACCCAACUGGGAUGGGAGUUUCCCAACGUCCUUGGCUCUUCAGUCGAAUCCUAAUUUCCAGACAAUCCUCCUGUUUUUGUUGAUGUUCCCGUCCCAUUGACGCCCGUUGCAUUUUAUCUCUUACAGCAGAAUUGCUUCAGAAUUCGCCCUUCCGGGAGCUUUGGAAGAGCGAGGAAGGAUGGCUGAAACCCGGGCUCCUGCUUCUGGUCAGUCCCUGAGGUCUGGGAGGCUGACCAGACGCUGCUUUUCGUUUGGGAUUUCCAGCCAGGCUCCGUUUCCUUUCUUCUGGGCCUCAGUGCGCCUGGUGCGGGCGGAGGGCCAGAGCUGCUCCUGUUGAUCUCUGCUCUCGGGGGGCUCCAGUCGAAGCACCUGAUCUGGGGCAGUCCUCAUCUGGCUUUUCCUCAGUCUCCUCCCCUCCAGUUUGGUAGUCAGGGCCUCCGAAUCCGGUUUUGUGUUUGGUGAGCCCUUGCAAUUUCCCCGGCUUUUUUCUCACGGCUCAGUUCUAGUGAGAUGAUCCCUUCCAAAAUUGGACGUAGUUGCAGCACCCAAGAGACCCUCCUGCUCCCAUCUUUUACAGAUGACGGGCACGCACCUCCUUCCGGGCUCCCUUCUGAACCCGGUUUGUGGUGCCCUCGAGAUAGGCUGCCUGGCACGCGCACACGGCAGAGGCUCGCUCCGCGGCCCACUCCUUCAUCACAGGAGCAGGGUGGCAUGUGAGCUCUGCCCCUGCCAGGGAGGGUCAGGCUUCUGGAUGCAACUUUCUGGCCAGUAUGUUUUGUCGCUAGAUAGCCUGUCCCUGGCAGAGCUUACUGAAUCAUGAAGUCGUUUCUGGCAGCGCCUCUUCCCUCCGCCUGCCUGUCUGGUCCGUGUCUUUUUGGGAUUUGCGCACGUCUCCCCUUCGCUCCUCUUGCCGUUGGCGAGCUCACACGGCUCUGAAACACCUGCUUCGCUUGGCCCUCGAAUUGGGAGGCCGUUUUCUUGUUGCGCUCUAGAUCCGUUUCUCCCGGUAGGCUCGUGACCUCCGUGGGCGGUAAUAAUUACGCUGUAGUCUUGGCUCUCGCCUGUUGCAUGUCCUGGGUGACCCCGUGGUUUGGUGCUUCCCCUGUGGGUAGUUUUCAAGUGAGGAAGGCACUUCCAGGUAGCCUCUCCAUGUUUUGUCUCUUCUCCGCUCCCGGCCACGAUCUCCUUUGCAGAGGAGCAGAGGGGAUCUGCUCCGCUAGUAUCACGCGGAAGACUGCAGGGAAAGAAAUGCACUUUUUAAAAAUAAAAAUAAUGGGUGCCUCCCUAGCAAGGCUAUCCGUAAACAGCCCCCCCCCGGUCCACUCAACUCCUGAAGUUUCCUCUGCCCCUCACAGGCGGCAGCCAAGGGUUACGUUGGAAGGGCCCGAUUCCCCUGGGAAGUGGGAAUCGUAGCCCAGCUGGAAGGCGCCUGGUUGGGCUUAGCCGGUUCCACCCCUUCCUUUCGCCCUUCAACGCCCUGCCUGGAGGUUCUGGAUCCGGCUGACCCCUCUCCUUCCGCGGCAGGUCCCCUAGCCAUUUCCACAGCCUCACAGCCACCCGACUUCCUAAGUUGACUCAUUGGGAGGCUGUCCCUCUGUGUGCGUGUUUUCUUACGGCUAGUAUUACCUAAAUAAUAUAUUAUGUAUUGUCACAAACAGAAGUAAUAUUCAUCUGUAUGUAUAUAAAGUAUAAGAUGUACUGGUUCAAUAAAUAGCAAAUAAAAGAAUUAAACCUG